CACCACGAUUUACAUGCUCGUCUGCCGCUGUCGCCGGUGGUUCUCUCCCUUCGCUUCUCGAUCUCCCGUCUGCCGCCCUCGCUGCCUCUCCUCGUCGUUUCGUUGCCGCCGGUUGCCGACAUGGGAAAGAGCGUCGCACGUGGCGGUUCUUCCGAGGCUAAACCCAAGGAGAAACCCUCCCCAGUCUCCUCCCACAAAGAUGAGGCCUGCGCCGACGCCGUCAUCCAGAAGCGCACCCCCCUUCCCGAGUCCAUCGAAGCCCAGCAGAAGGCGGAGCGCCUCAAACACGACGGGGAACCCAUUAGGUCCACCUCCAUAAACUCUACAUCCAAAGGAGGAGGGAACAUCAGGUCCACCUCCAUCAAUGGCGUGAAGCUCUACUCCCUCUCGGGCCAGCGCUCCGUGGCCACUUGGCUUCCGCCCAAGAAGCUCAGAGCCCUUCGCAAAGACAAAGAUUACAUGCAGAGGGUGGACUUAAUUCAAGAUUUAAGAUUUGAGACUGCAACAACCAAGAUAAAGGUGACUCCUGAUGGUGACUAUGUCAUUGCAUCAGGUAUUUAUCCUCCUCAAGUUAAAGUGUUUGAGCUGAGAGAAUUGUCAUUGAAGUUUGAAAGGCACCUUGUUUCAGAAAUUAUUAAUUUUCAGGUACUAGCUGAUGACUAUUCAAAAAUUGCAUUUCUGUGUGCUGAUCGAUCCGUGUGUCUACAUGCAAAAUAUGGAAGUCACUACAGCUUAAGGAUUCCACGGAUGGGGAGAGAUAUUGCUUAUGACAGUUGGUCCUGUGACUUGCUAUGUGCUGCUUCAUCCCCAGAUCUGUACAGGAUUAAUUUGGAGCAGGGACGUUUUUGGUUAUCACUCAACAGUCAAUCACCAGCUAUAAAUGUUGUUUCUCGAAGCACUGUUCAUGGGCUUGUUGCUUGUGGUGGUGAGGAUGGUGCUGUAGAGUGCUUUGACUUGAGGAAGAAAUCGUCUGUUGGUAGAAUUAAUGCUGUUGCACCUAUUGGUGAUUUUGGUCAUGAAGUUACCGCUUUGCAAUUUGAUCAUGCUCAGGGUUACCUAAUGGCUGUUGGCAACAGCACAGGAAAGGUAUCAAUUUAUGACCUGCGUAUGUCUGAUCCAGUACGAGUCAAGGAUCACAUGUAUGGUAGUCCGAUAUUGAAUAUCAAGUGGCACCAGACUCUCAAUUCAGCUGAACCAAAAAUAAUUUCUGCAGAUAGUCAUAUUGUUAGAGUAUGGGAUCCCAACACGGGUGAGAAUAUGACCAGCAUAGAACCGAACUCUGGUGCUAUCAAUGAUAUAUGUGUUUUCAAUGAGAGUGGCUUGAUGUUACUGGCUUUAGACAGCAGCCAGAUACCAGCCUACUUCGUACCUGCACUUGGCCCUGCCCCAAAGUGGUGCUCGUACCUAGAAAACCUGACGGAAGAAAUGGAGGAAGAAUCACAAAUGACCAUUUAUGAUGAUUUCAAAUUUUUAACUAAAGAAGAGGUUGAACGUCUGAAACUUACUAAUUUGAUUGGCACCAAUCUCUUGAGGGCCUACAUGCAUGGUUUCUUUAUUGAUUAUCGUCUAUAUAAGAAGGCAAAGGCUUUGGUGGAUCCUUUUGCAUAUAAUGAAUACAGAGAGAAACAGAAGAAAGAGAAGAUGGAGGCUAAGCAAGCCUCACGUAUUACGAUACAGAAAAGGCUGCCUAAAGUAAACAGGCUCCUUGCAGCUCGCUUGCAUAUUGCAGAAGAAAGUGAAAUGGAGAAUAUGGAUGACACAGUUGGAAAAAAGAAAUCAAAGAAAAACAGAAGAUUAACUAGUGAUAUCCUUAGAGAUACACGUUUUACAGCAAUGUUUGAGAAUAAGGACUUUGAAGUGGAUGAACUGUCACAAGAGUUCCUUUCCCUUCAUCCCCAAUCUUCUAAGAAGCAUCCCUCCCUGAUCGAGGAACAUUUUGAGGCUGUAAAGGAGGAUUGGGAAGAGCAGGGGACCAGUGAUUCUGAUGCUUCAAUAGCUUCGCAGGAAUCAGAAGAUGAGCUUGACACGGAUGAGAAUACAGUUAAGAAGUCGAAGCGCAUGAGGUUAUAUGAGGUGAAGGACGAACGCCAUGCCGAAGCAUUUUUAAGGAGUGUCUCUCUGGCCAAGGAGGAUGCCCUUCCUCUUGGAGAGAGGGUUGCUGCUCUUGAGAAACAACAAUCAGUUGGUACUCUGAAUGAUGUGAAAUUUGGACCUGGUGGCUCACGGCAAAUCUCUUUUACCUCCAAAAGCUCAAAGAGACAGAAAGUCGAGCAGCCUGAAGAGGGAAAAAGAAGGGGAAUCCAGUCCCUAGGAUUAAAGCGAAGUAAAUCAGAAUUUUAUGCUAUGGGAAAGCAAGGUGGUAGAGGGCAACGUGGUCACGGCAGGGGCCGUGGAAGGGGGAGGAGAUAAAGUUGGUCAAUUCAACUGCCAUCCGACUAGCUGGACGGUUGAGGCAUCCGGGUGGCUUUCCACAGGUUACUGAUGCCCUCCUCACCAGCAAUAUGCACAUGAUUUACUGCUUGAAACAGGUGGUACUAUAUAUACAUAUAUGGAGAAAGAAAUUGGUCAAAUACGUAGAGCACCUUUUGAUCUGCUCUGGCAUACAUGAAUUGUGAAAUGCAGAAGAAUUGGCAUACGAUGUUCAGAGUAGACUGUUGUUCUUGGUGUUUCUCUUGACUGAAGGGUUCAAAGACUGGGAUCAAUUUUGUAGAUCAAGCGAGUCUUUAUUGAUCAGUAGUAUUUCUGCUUGUCAGCUAUGGACCAGAGCGUCCACAAGGCUUUUUUGUUUAAUAGUUUAUCAAAUUAAAUUGGUUUCAUGGCUCAUCUCGGUAAUCUUUUUAAGAUAGCAUCUUGGUUGAACUAUUAGAAAAUAUGUGAAUGAGUACGAUAUGUUAAAAAUCAGUAACAUUUCACUGAUGCCAAAAGUAAGCAUCGGGGUUUGGUUAAA
This is a messenger RNA of Musa acuminata subsp. malaccensis (wild Malaysian banana), 2947 nucleotides long. RefSeq lists its product as uncharacterized. Gene Ontology annotation, cellular component: nucleolus; small-subunit processome; nucleus. The record is from RefSeq and is a predicted model, not a curated record. Gene Ontology annotation, biological process: maturation of SSU-rRNA from tricistronic rRNA transcript (SSU-rRNA, 5.8S rRNA, LSU-rRNA). NCBI's taxonomy places the organism in Eukaryota, Viridiplantae, Streptophyta, Magnoliopsida, Zingiberales, Musaceae. Gene Ontology annotation, molecular function: protein binding.